AUGGCCUCUGGUCACCACCGCGGCGCCCCCCUCGUUGGCGCCCAGACCCACGGCGCGCAGGGUGCGGACGCCGUGUCCUGGUACCCGGCCUCGCGCGUGCUGCCGCGGGACCCCGACGACCGCGGCGCCGUCGAGGGGUGGCCGCCAGCGCCAGCCGCGGGCGGAUCCCGAGGUAGCCGCGACCGGCGCUGCGACCCCGUGCCUCCGCUGAGGGCUGGCGUGUGGCAGCUCGUGUACUGGCCGUGCUUCGACCGGAGGACCAGGGGGCGCCAUUGCCGCGGGCGCCGGGCGCGCCGAGUACGCGCGCGUGCUCUUCGAGGAGGCAGGUGUGCGGUACGAGGAGGUGGAGGACGCCAGCUUCGUCCGGGACUUCUUCUGGAGGCGAGCGGAGGACCUGCAGGGGCACCCCGUGCUGGCGCCGCCCGCCAUCCACCGCGACGGCUUCGUGCUGGCGCAGACGGCAGCCAUCGCCCGCUACCUGGCGCGCCGCCUCGGGCUGCUGCCCGCCGGCGGCGCAGAGGCCGAGGCCCGGGCGGACCAGAUCUGCGAGACGGUGCACGACUGGUGGCGGAGGGGCGGCUCGCUUUCCACCCGGACCACUCCCACAGGAAGCCCUACCACGCGCAGAGGGCCGCGGCGGCGCCGUACAUCGAGGCCUUCGAGCGCUCGCGCCUGCCGCGGCUGCUGGCGCACUUCGAGCGGCUGCUGGCGGCCGGCGCCGACGAGGGCCCCGAGGGCGCCGAGCCCGGCUGGCCCGGUCGGCGGCUGAGCUACGUCGACCUGCAGCUCUUCGUGGCGCUGCGGGCCGCCCGCGCCUCGUUCCCGGGCGCCGGGGGGCUCCCCGCGCGGCUGGCGGCGUUCGAGCGGCAGAUCGCCGGGAGGCGCCGCAUUGCGGACUACCUCGACUCACCGCGCUGCAGGCCCUUCGCUGGCGACUCGAUGAUGUGA
Molecule: messenger RNA, 948 nt
Organism: Prorocentrum cordatum
Lineage: Eukaryota; Dinophyceae; Prorocentrales; Prorocentraceae
Source: the annotation of a GenBank genome assembly